AUGGGAGACCCAAAAUCCACCUCCACCUCCACCGCUAUCGUCACCAUCACCGCCACCACUUCCCUCCAACCACUAUCUCCAGAUUGUUUUUCAGCUCCACCCCCACCUCCUCCACCACCACCACAAUCUUGUUCCUCCUCAUCCUCCUCUUCUCUCGUUCCCCCAUCCAAACGUAAGAAACACAAAACCAAAGUCUUUCGAGUCUUUCGAUCCGUAUUCCGAUCCUUCCCUAUCAUAACACCAGCAUGCAAGAUCCCAUCCCUCCCAUCAGGUCUAUCAGACACGUUACGAGGUCCAUCAGGGAGUCGUGUGACGGGUACGCUCUUCGGGUAUCGAAAAGGCCGCGUGAGUCUAUCAAUGCAAGAAACUCCACGAAGCUUUCCUAGCAUUGUGAUUGAGUUAGCCAUGCAAACAAACGUGUUACAAAAAGAGAUGAGCUCGGGGAUGGUUAGGAUCGCUCUUGAGUGCGAAAAGCGCGCGGAUAAAUCCGAUAAGACGAAGCUCAUGGAUGAGCCAUUGUGGACCAUGUUUUGUAAUGGUAAGAAAACUGGUUAUGGUGUUAAAAGGGAAGCCUCCGAUGAAGACCUUAAAGUAAUGGAGCUUCUUCGGCCGGUGUCAAUGGGUGCCGGAGUUUUACCGGGAAACUCUGACAUGGAGGGGCCAGAUGGUGAGCUGGCAUACAUGAGGGCCCAUUUUGAAAGGGUGGUGGGGUCGAGGGAUUCGGAGACGUUUUAUAUGUUAAGCCCGGAGGAAAAUAAUGGGCCGGAGCUUAGUAUCUUUUUUGUAAGAAUAUAAAAUAUAAUACAUAUAUUAUGGAAUGAAAAUUAAACAAA
Messenger RNA from Cucumis sativus (cucumber), 833 nucleotides. RefSeq names its product protein MIZU-KUSSEI 1. Bases 1 to 795 code for a protein of 264 amino acids. Gene Ontology annotation, biological process: hydrotropism. The transcript has a single exon. The record is from RefSeq and is a predicted model, not a curated record. NCBI's taxonomy places the organism in Eukaryota, Viridiplantae, Streptophyta, Magnoliopsida, Cucurbitales, Cucurbitaceae.